Gloeophyllum trabeum ATCC 11539 is the source of this 345-nucleotide messenger RNA. RefSeq names its product cytochrome P450. The annotation marks the transcript as partial. Gene Ontology annotation, molecular function: oxidoreductase activity, acting on paired donors, with incorporation or reduction of molecular oxygen; heme binding; monooxygenase activity. Lineage: Eukaryota; Fungi; Basidiomycota; Agaricomycetes; Gloeophyllales; Gloeophyllaceae. The transcript is spliced from 2 exons. The record is from RefSeq and is a predicted model, not a curated record.
GCUGGGUAUGAAACUACGGCAAGCACUGUCGACUUCAUACUCUACGAGCUAGCAAAGAAUCCUGAGUGCCAGCAAAAGCUCCGUGAUGAGCUGCAUAUGUUAGAUGGAGAGCCGUCGUACGAGGACCUUGAGGGCGUCCAUCGGUUAUUUUAUCUCGAUGCCGUCGUUAAGGAGGGUCUGAGGAUGUACCCCAUAGCGGUGCACAAUGUUCGGGCCACGACGGAAGAGGACGUGAUUCCCCUAGAGGAACCCGUACGUCUACCUUCCGGUGAUGUCCUACAUGAGAUACGCGUUCCUGCCGGUGAGGUGCGUCAUGCUCAUGCACACCUUAGAGGUAAGCGCUGA